GUGAAAUACGGUACUACUGUGUUACUGGUAUUUUCUCAAAAAAAUCGUUAGAUGUCACUGUACCGUCACUGGUCGGCUCGAUUGGGUAGGUUGGGCAUUACAAGAGCGGGGUGGAGGGGAAUGGCAGUAAGCCGCGUGCCGCCACUCAAUCGCCGCCAUGUUGUGAAUCAAGACGCGUGUGUUUAUUUGGUGUGCACUUUGUUACCCGGCGAAAAGAAGAUCAUGUCGCUAACACCAGCCGAAAAACAACGUCGGUACCGAAACAAGCGAAAAUUAGACCCUGUUAAAGAUGAGGAAGCAAGAAAAAAGGCUCUAGACAGGUACCACAAAACAAAACGCCUCGUCAAAGACUUAGUUUAGCAUCAUACAAUUUAUGUUUUACAGAGGUGUAAAUGAUACUGGCAAACUUUUUAAAGCGGUCGAAACAGACACUAGUUGUGAACCUUAUGAUAACAUUGUUGAAGUGGUUUCUGCACCGAAAAAGAUUUUUAAAGGGAAACGCGAAUACUACGAAUUCCCUAAUCCUCUGGAAGUGUUUGAACAAUGACUGCAAUUAUUUAUUAAUUUUUAAGUAAUCCAACCUGCAUAAGUGCUGUGAUUUUGGUAAAACGGAUAUAAUAGUAGGAUUAAAUUAUUAUCUUCAACCUUUGUGGUAACUAAGAGACUGAUUAGCUAUUUUUGUAGAGAAGAGAAUUGUCUAU
Messenger RNA from Leguminivora glycinivorella, 701 nucleotides. RefSeq lists its product as uncharacterized. The record is from RefSeq and is a predicted model, not a curated record. Bases 52 to 360 code for a protein of 102 amino acids. The transcript is spliced from 2 exons. NCBI's taxonomy places the organism in Eukaryota, Metazoa, Arthropoda, Insecta, Lepidoptera, Tortricidae.